AUGCUAGGUGUAGGGCCUCCAUAUUAGAAACCUUCCGAAGGUCAUACGAACGGAUCCGGUCACAACUUCCAGAAAGCUGAGAGAGGUGAAACUGUCACAUCUAGCCGGCUAAAAUUGUCAGAUCUCAUAAUGUACAGACUGCCCAGUCUUCUCCGAACAUCAGUGGCACGCCACUUCACUCCAACUUUAACAAGAAGUUAUGCUAAAGAUGUCAAAUUUGGAGCAGAUGCUAGAGCUAUGAUGAUUCAGGGGGCCGACACAUUGGCUGAUGCCGUAGCUGUUACCAUGGGACCAAAGGGAAGGAAUGUCAUUAUUGAACAAAGCUGGGGUAGUCCAAAGAUCACCAAAGAUGGGGUGACAGUAGCCAAGGCUAUCGACCUACAGGACAAGUAUCAGAACAUCGGCGCCAAGCUGGUCCAGGACGUCGCUAAUAACACCAACGAGGAGGCAGGCGACGGAACCACCUGUGCCACAGUCCUAGCCCGAGCCAUCGCAAAGGAAGGGUUUGACAAGAUCAGCAAGGGAGCUAACCCUAUCGAGAUUAGGAAAGGUGUGAUGACAGCUGUUGAAGUGGUGGUGGAUAAUCUGAAAAAAAUGUCGAAACCCGUCUCCACUCCAGAGGAGAUUUCUCAGGUUGCCACCAUAUCUGCCAAUGGUGACAAAGACAUUGGAAACUUGAUUGCCGAUGCCAUGAAGAAAGUGGGAAGAGAUGGGGUUAUUACUGUCAAGGAUGGAAAAACCCUGAAGGAUGAGUUGGAGACGAUUGAGGGAAUGCAGUUUGACAGAGGAUACAUCUCUCCUUACUUCAUGAACUCCUCGAAAGGAGCAAAGUGUGAGUUUCAGGAUGCCCUUGUGUUAUUCAGUGAGAAGAAGAUUUCCACCAUUCAGUCUAUUAUUCCAGCCCUAGAAACCGCUAACAAGGCUCAGAGACCUCUCCUUAUCGUAGCGGAGGACGUCGAUGGCGAAGCACUGAGCGGACUCGUACUCAACAGACUGAAGGUAGGACUCCAGGUGUGUGCUGUCAAGGCUCCAGGGUUUGGGGACAACAGGAAGAAUACACUCCGAGACAUGGCCAUCGCAAGCGGUGGAAUUGUAUUUGGAGAUGAAGCGGACAUGUACAAAAUUGAGGAUGUCCAGAUGAAUGACUUUGGUACUGUGAAGGAAGUUACUGUCACCAAAGACGAUACUCUCCUGAUGAAGGGAGGUGGUGACAAGAAAGAAAUUGAGAAGAGAAUCCAGCAGCUACGAGAUGAGAUUGAACUCUCCACAUCCGAGUACGAGAAAGAAAAACUCAAUGAACGACUCGCCAAGCUGUCAGCAGGAGUUGCUGUUCUCAAGAUUGGUGGAUCCAGUGAGGUGGAGGUGAAUGAGAAGAAGGACCGGGUAAACGAUGCCCUCUGUGCUACAAAGGCCGCCAUAGAGGAGGGAAUUGUCCCCGGGGGAGGGGUCGCUCUGCUCCGCAGUAUCAAGGCUCUGGAGAGUGUCCAGGGAAACAACAAUGAUCAGAAUACAGGUAUUGAGAUAGUGAGGAAGUCCCUACGUUUACCAACACUUACCAUUGUUUCUAAUGCUGGACUGGACCCACACCCCAUUGUAGAAAAAGUCCUGAGCAGUGAAGGAGACUUUGGAUACGAUGCCCUCAAUAAUGAGUUUGUGAACAUGAUAGAAAAGGGAAUUAUUGAUCCUACAAAGGUUGUCAGGACAGCAAUAGUGGACGCAUCAGGAGUUGCCUCCCUUUUAUCGACGGCGGAGGCAGUAAUCACGGAAAUUCCUAAGAAGGAGGAGCCUAUGCCAGGUGGUAUGGGAGGAAUGGGUGGGAUGGGAGGCAUGGGCGGGAUGAUGUGAUGAUUGACAGCUCAGAAACAAAUCUGAUUGGCUGAGAUGUGAUAGUGUCAUUAUGAAGGACAUAAAUCUGUUUUUAUGAUAAAUAUUUCAUUUUGACAAGACACUGAAAAACAAAAAUAUGGCCAGGUGUCCAGCUUGUGUUGUGAAGGGCGAUUGUGAAGUAUUAAGACUUACGGAGUGCAUCUAAAAGAAGAAGCUGGGGGACUUCUGAUAAAAAUUUGCUUCUGUUAAAAUUCUAAUUUUUUUAUGUCAUUUCUGCUUAUUGCUAAUCUGCUUUUUAUCACAAUACUUUGUAGAACUGAACAACUUUCUUUAUGUCUGUCAAUUGCAAUCAUUAAAGUUGAUUUCUUUUGACUUGAUAAAUGAAUUCAAAUCUCUUAUAAGCAUUAUAAAUGUGUUCAUCUUGCCACUUCAAGCAUUUCCUAGAACUUUGUCACUCUUCAAAAGUAUGCUCCUGCAUGGAUGACCUAUCGUUCAUUCUAUGUUAUAUAACCAUUAUUUGGAUGACCAAUACCAGAUAUGAUUGUGUGCUAUUAGAGGUUUUAUUAUUUUAUGUUAGAGGGAUAAAUGUAGUAUAUUUGUGAUAUUGAGUGAAAUGAUGUGAAUCAUUAAAUGUAUUUUGUAUCAAGA
Molecule: messenger RNA, 2475 nt
Organism: Saccostrea cuccullata (small rock oyster)
Lineage: Eukaryota; Metazoa; Mollusca; Bivalvia; Ostreida; Ostreidae
Product: heat shock protein 60A-like
Exons: 13
Coding region: 130-1845 (571 amino acids)
Biological process (GO): mitochondrial unfolded protein response; apoptotic mitochondrial changes; protein refolding
Cellular component (GO): mitochondrial matrix; mitochondrial inner membrane
Molecular function (GO): ATP-dependent protein folding chaperone; ATP binding; protein-folding chaperone binding
Source: RefSeq, a predicted model, not a curated record